This is a messenger RNA of Parus major (Great Tit), 1451 nucleotides long. RefSeq names its product TLC domain containing 3B (gene TLCD3B). The transcript has 4 exons. Gene Ontology annotation, biological process: ceramide biosynthetic process; lipid homeostasis. Gene Ontology annotation, molecular function: sphingosine N-acyltransferase activity. NCBI's taxonomy places the organism in Eukaryota, Metazoa, Chordata, Aves, Passeriformes, Paridae. The record is from RefSeq and is a predicted model, not a curated record. Gene Ontology annotation, cellular component: endoplasmic reticulum; membrane. Bases 87 to 731 code for a protein of 214 amino acids.
UGUCCCCCUGUCCAUCCCCCACUGUCCCCUGAUGUCCCCCCGUGUCCCCCCGUGUCCCCAGGCUGGUGUCAUCGGUGCAGGCAGUGAUGGCCUCCACAGCCGGGUACAUCAUCUCCAGCUCCUGCCACCACGUCAUCGAUGAUCAGCACUGGCUGGCCGCGGCUUACCCGCCCUUCGCGGUGCCGUACUUCGUGUACGACGUGUACGCCAUGUACCUGUGCCACCUGCAGCGCGCCCAGGUGAAGGGACACGGGGACGCGCCCCUGGCCCCGCGCGCCGCCGCCGCCGCCUUCCUGCGCCAGGAGCUGCUGAUGGUGCUGCACCACGCCGCCAUGGUGCUGGUCUGCUUCCCCGUGGCCACCCUGUGGCGGCAGGGCAAGGGCGACUUCUUCCUGGGCUGUCUGCUGAUGGCCGAGCUGAGCACCCCCUUCGUGUGCCUGGGCAAGGUCCUCAUCCUGCUGCGGCGGCAGCACACGGCCCUGCACAAGCUCAACGGGCUGGCGCUGCUGGUGACGUUCCUGGGCUGCCGCGUGCUGCUGUUCCCGUACCUGUACUGGGCCUACGGGCGGCACCGGGGGCUGGCGCUGCUGCGCGUCCCCGCCGCGCUGCCCCCGGCCUACAACGCCGCCGCCGCCGCGCUGGCGGCCCCGCAGCUCUACUGGUUCGGCCUCAUCUGCCGCGGGGCCUGGCGGCUCUUCCGACCCACGGGGAGCCCACCCCGGCCACCCUGAGCCCAGCGGGGGCGCGCGGCCCGGAGAUGGGGGGCGGGUGGCCUGGGGGGGGGUCUAUGGGGCACCCCGGGGUGGUCUGGAUGGUCUUGGGGUGCCUGGGGGUAUCCUGAGGGGUCCUGGGGUCUCUAUGGGGCACCCCGGGGUGGCUCUGGGGUGUCCUGGGUCAUCUCUGGGGUGGUCUGGAUGGUCUUGGGGUGCCUGGGGGUAUCCUGAGGGGUCCUGGGGUGUCCAUGGGCCACCCUGGGGGAUCCUGGGGCACCGAUGGGGCACAUUGGGGUCUCUGUGGGGUGUCCUGGGUUGCCUGUGGGGCACCUGGAGGGGUCCUGGGGUCUCUAUGGGGCGCCCCGGGGUGUCUGUGGGGCAGCUUUGGGGUCUCUGUGGGUCCCCCUUCCCCUCCCCCAUUAAAGGAUUUCUGCGCACUUUUGGGGACUUGGCCUCAUUCUUGGGGGGGGAGGGGCGAGGGGACCACAAGUGACCCCUGAGUGACCCUGAGUGAGUAUCCCCCACUCCAGUCUCGGUCCCCUCCCCGAGACCCCCUUUCUUUUCUUCCUGUGUCCUCUCUGCCACCACUCCCUCUUUCUGCCUCUGGCCUGUGCCUGGGGGUUCUGGGGAGGGAUUUCUGGGACCUGCCCCCCUUUCUUUUUGCAGCAGAGCUCCUUUUUGGGAGGGGUCUAUACCUGGACAGAGUUCCAAUAAAGCAAGGUGCUGCUGUCCAGGGCA